Messenger RNA from Halteromyces radiatus, 1086 nucleotides. RefSeq lists its product as uncharacterized. Gene Ontology annotation, biological process: regulation of transcription by RNA polymerase II. The transcript has 10 exons. The coding region runs from base 1 to 1086 and encodes 361 amino acids. Gene Ontology annotation, cellular component: nucleus. The record is from RefSeq and is a predicted model, not a curated record. Lineage: Eukaryota; Fungi; Mucoromycota; Mucoromycetes; Mucorales; Cunninghamellaceae.
AUGGCCAUUUUGACUUGUAUGAAGCUAGUCCAUCGGCAACAGAGAGUCAAUCAACAACAAACCGCAGAACGUCCAAGUAAGCGUCAAAAGCAGAGUGGUGUAUGGACAUACUACAUGGCAGCUGACAAUGGCGAAGGGGCUCAAUGUUUGUUGUGCUUGGAAAGCAAUAGUCAAUUUACGGUGAAGUGUCUUAAUGGAUCUACAUCAGGACAAUGGAAGCAUCUGAAAGCGAAGCAUACAAUCAAACAGCCUGAUAGAACGCAACGGAAUAUUGACGAACUCUUCCAAAGGCAAGUCAUAUUUGAUAACGACAGGUUUAACGUUCUGUUGGCUGAAUGGGUGGCCGGUGAUGAUCAAGCCUUUACUUCUGUGGAAUCCCCUUUUUUCAAGAAGCUGAUUUCCUAUCUCAAUGCUUCUGCGUCCAUAUGGCACUCUGCAUAUUCUGAACUCAAGGAAUAUCUCAAAAUUUGCAACACAUGUCAACUCUUUUCACCUCCAGGACGUCCUCGGUAUCAUCAUCAUGUGGUUGACAAGCAGUUUAGAUUGAACCAUAUUCUUUUGGAUUUUAUUCAUGUUGAAACAAGACACUCGGGUGAAGAACUAGCUAAUCAUUUGGACAAGUGUUUAACUGGAAAACUGGAAAAAUUGUGGACGAUGGAAGGACUCGAUUUUGAUCACAAACAAAACCAUGAUCGAUGUCUGGCUCACAUUAUGAAUAUCGCUAUCCAAUCUGCUCUUGCUGCUCUCUGUUGUCAACCCACCAAUGACGGUACCGAUGAUGAAAGUGUUCCGGCUUGUUUGAAGAAGUUGGGAAGAUGCCUAAAGUCAACCAGGAUGCCACCACAAAAGAUGGAUCAUCUUUUGCGAUUACGGGACGGAUGUGCCAAUACACUGACCUACAGCCCAAACUUAUUGACUGAUGACGAAUGGAGCUACCUUGGCCGGAUCAAAGUGUUACUGGAGGAGUUUGAAGAAGCAACGAAAUUCAUAUCAAUUCAACAAUAUCCCACCAUCAACAUAGUCAUCCCCGCAUACAAUUUCUUGAUGGAUUCCUUGGAGCGAUUUAUCAGUGAAGAAAGCGGCUGA